UGCAGCGGACGAUUUUCCAUCGGAACGGUUCAACUUUGGAGCGGAGCGCGGAGUUUCGCAUUUUUUGUGUUCAUAGCGGAAAAUUGGAUGAAAAACUCCAAAUGUUUAUCAAAUGAGUGACGAGAAAUACGCGACCAAUUAAAGAGAUCGUGUGUGUUUUUCCCAAUUUAACGAGCAUCGUUCACAAUUAACGCCAUCGUAGCCAGGGAGCCAAGAAACAACCAAUGGAACAUGUUGAUGCCGGUGCGGGAGUACAACAAGCACAUAGCCAAAAUACCAAACUGCAAGAUGAGGCAGCGGCCAACGCUUAGAGCCACCUUCGCAUCCCUGCUGUUGCUCCUCCACAUCGCGCAGACGCUCGAUCCGGCGGCUGCCAGUGGUUCAGUCGGAAGUGGUGCCGCAGCGACAGGCGCUGCAGGUCCUUCCGCGUCCGGUGGUGCGGGGGGCGGGAGUCUGAGCAGUGGACCCCCCACUCUCAUUGCCAAUCUCACGGAACAAGGCAGUCCCGGUGUGUAUAAUUCGACAAUGGGCUAAUGCUAAUUACCCGUAUAUAUAAACAUGGCAUUAACGUGGCAGUUUGCUGACCUUUUUACCUUUCGACCCUAAACGUAAACGACCUCACCAUUUCGGUAUUUGCAAAAGAUUUAUGGGCAGUUCUUUCUAUAAAAAUUUCCUACCAGAACAUCCAUUUAGAUCCAAUAUAAAUGAAUAAUAAAUUAAAUGACAUUGUUCGCGUCUGCUAGAAUAUGUUUUCUCAGCAAAUAUUAUGCUCUUUAAAGGCAAGCGAGACGCGAAAUGAGAAUUGACGCUUUUCACCAAGUAAGGAAUUCAUGAUAAUCUUAGCAUAAACUUAGAAUGUAUGUCCGUGCCGAUGCUUGUGCGCAUUUCCGGUUUCUGCUUCCGGUUGCCACGCGACGGGGGUGGCAAAAACUAUUAGCCACUUGGCGCUAAACAACACCACCUGCGCCCACUAGUCCCGCUACUGAAGCAAAACUCUAAGCAUCAAUUAACCCAAUUUUCAGAAUCCAUUUUCACCUGCAGUUACGCUUACAGCUCAUAGCUCAGGAGCUUUGGCUUUUUCACAGUCUUCUAGCUGCGUGUUUCACAGCUCCAUACUUACGUAUACAUACAUGCACUGCUAUGUUUUUUAGAAAGAGAGUUGCUCCUUUGCCCUUUUUUCUUCCAGCAAAUACCCAAGUGGUGGUGAUGAAACCAACGUCCAAGUCCCAAGUCCCAAGUCCCAAUUCCCUAACCCACCCAAUCCUUUAGGUGUAAUGCCGGGCACUGUUGUCCAGACUUUUUCGUGUUCCGUGCCGUUUCUUUCUUUCCCAGGCGUUGGCGCUAUUGUUGUAGUUUGGUUUGGAUUGGUCACUGGAUCUGGAAUGGAAAUGGAAAUGGAAAUGGAAAUGGAGUGGAAGCUGAAAUCAUAAUUAAUCCAUUGAUUUUGAACUUUUUUCAGCUUAAAUAAUUCACACAAAUCAUUUCAGCAAUAAAUACGAAUUCUUUCGCAGCAUUUAACAAUGAAUAUUUCAGCAAACAACAUUUUUUCAGCCAAGGUUUCCUUAUUUGUUUUAAAUAACCUGGGAUCCAAUUACAAAUUGAUGAGCAGCCGACUGGAAAUUUUGUGUGACAGAGUGUCAUAAGCUGCAGAAUGUGGAUGGUCAUCUUACCUGGCGGUUGAUUGAUUCUCCCAGCCAAAAAAUAAACACCUGGAACGAUGCCAUACACCUGGAAGUGAGCUGUACUUGGGAUACAUUUUGAAAUUCUGGAAGUCUGCUUCACAUCACCGAAUAGCAAUUAUACAGAAAAACUUCCACCAUUAAGACUAAGCAAUAAAGCUGAAAGUUCAAAUUCUUUUAAGUAAUUCUUAUAAACAACGAAUAAUUACUUAAUUAAUAAAGUUGGCAUAAUACUCUUCUGUUUAAAAUUUAUUGUACUUAAACAAUGAUAUAUUCAAUUGUCAACAAUAUUGAUACAGAAUUUUCCAAAUUAUGGGUUUCUAAUGCCUGCAUAAAUUGUAAAAGUGACUACUGUAAAGGUUAGUAACUAAUUCUGCACCCUAACAACUCUGUUAUCUAGCUUUAAGAUCUGAAAAUAAAAACUCAUUUAUAUAAAGUA
This is a messenger RNA of Drosophila santomea, 2118 nucleotides long. RefSeq lists its product as uncharacterized. The transcript is spliced from 3 exons. The record is from RefSeq and is a predicted model, not a curated record. NCBI's taxonomy places the organism in Eukaryota, Metazoa, Arthropoda, Insecta, Diptera, Drosophilidae.